This is a messenger RNA of Meleagris gallopavo (turkey), 1284 nucleotides long. RefSeq names its product protein phosphatase 1 regulatory inhibitor subunit 1B (gene PPP1R1B). Gene Ontology annotation, cellular component: cytoplasm. NCBI's taxonomy places the organism in Eukaryota, Metazoa, Chordata, Aves, Galliformes, Phasianidae. Gene Ontology annotation, biological process: intracellular signal transduction. Gene Ontology annotation, molecular function: protein phosphatase inhibitor activity. The record is from RefSeq and is a predicted model, not a curated record.
UCUGCCUUCCCCACCUCCCGCCGCUCAGUCCUCACCGUGCUCAGCCCGGGCGCUGCCGAACUCCGUGCGGCACCGGGCAACAGCACAGACCCUGCAGCCAUGGACCCCAAGGACCGCAAAAAGAUCCAAUUCUCAGUGCCGGCACCCCCCAGCCAGCUGGACCCCCGCGCCGUGGAGAUGAUCCGCCGGCGGAGGCCCACGCCUGCCAUGCUGUUCCAGCUCUCUGAGCACUCAUCCCCAGAGGACGAGUCCCUGCCCUACCAGCGAGCCUCCGGCGAGGGCUGUCUGCUGAAACCAAAGAGGACCAACCCGUGUGCCUACACACCACCCUCGCUCAAAGCGGUGCAGCGCAUCGUGCAGUCCCACCUGGAGAGUGGCCUGGCUGGAGGGGACAGCUCUGAUGGAGAGCCCGAUGACGGGGACCCCGAGCUGACCCGUGCCUGCGACCCAGACAGCGCCCUCGAGCCUGCCCUGGGGAGCCAGGCCAGAGCCGAGCGGAGCGUCUUCCCCGCCACCAAGGCACACAAGAGGAAAGGGGGGCAGAAGGUGUCCUUUGCGGGAGGCAUCGCUGAGCGCAGCGAGGACCUGAAGGCGCUGACGGUGUCCGACAUCCCCGAAGACCCCGAGGACCCCGAGGGGGGUGAAGGCGACGAGGAGGAGCCGGAGGACGGCAGCAAGCACAGCGAGGAGCGGCAACACGCGGGCCUGGCAGGCACGGAGCGCCGCCAGAAGAGGCCCCCCGAGCCCCCCGGACCGCCGCCGCCGCCGCCUCUCUCCGAAGCAGACCUCUCCAGUGCAGCCCCGGAGCUGAACCCGGCCGUGACAGCUGCUCUGCUGCAGCUCUUUUCCCAGCAAGAGGAGCCUCUGAGCCACGCCGAGCACCAGGCCGCCCGCUCCGCUGACUACAGCAGGUCCCACUCGUCCAGGACUUACAGCACCGAGGGCUCUGAUGGGGGAUUCGGGGCCGAGGAGCUGAACUCUGGCCAGACGCUGUUGGAACCCUCUGCCCAGACUCUGGGGAAAAGCAGGACCUUUUUGGGCUCCGUGAGCCACCUCGGGGAGACGAGCAACUACCAGGGCAUGGGCUCUGUCCAGUUCCCAGGGGACCAGGACCUCCGCUUCACCAGAGUCCCCGUGGCGCUGCAUUCGGUCGGGCAAUCCUUCAGCAAAACCGAGGGGAGCAACAACACGCUGGUACACCCGGAGGCCAAAAUCCAAACCUACAACGAGCUGGGGGGUGCCGGCGGCAGGGGGGCGGUGAAUGGUGCGAACGGAGGGCGCUGA